GAAACUCAUGUUAGGCGAGUUCUACUGAUCUUGGUCGAGUUUUGUCGAUAAUUGUCUUUGUAUCUCGUCAAAUACGUAAUAGUGUAUUAAUACAUUUAUUUAUUAAUCAUCAAUUUAUGUGAAUAUUUGUGCGCACGUUUAGGACUAAGCUAAAUGGAUUUCAAAAAAAAAGAGAAACUCAAGAAAGAGGAUGUAGCUCUGACAAUGCAGGUUAAGGACACUGAGAAGCAUUAUCAGGAUGUAUACAACUCUGUGAACCAGCUUCGAGACGCCUACGGGUCUUGCAAGGAGCACUUUGCACUGCGGAGAUAUGGAGAGCUGAAGGACAUGAUAAAGGCCUGUAUCACAUAUAAAGAGAUGGGAAGUGCAGCCAAGAACUCGGCCACCAAUCAACCACAGAAGACUGGCAAAGGCAAGAUCGAGAAACUGCGUGAGAACGCUGAAAUUUUAUCUGAAGUCGCUGCCACAGAUGUAAAGGUCUCUGACCUUCGCAAAGCUGAGAUAGUCAAAGACAUCAAAGAAAAGAAAAAGCGGAAAGAAAAGAUUGAUUUGAUGCUCCCACAAUUGAAACAGCGUCUUAAUGAGCUAAAACGUCAUUACGAGGAAUCAAAACAGCACCUUCCCAUGAACAGAUAUGGCGUGAUGAAGGAAAUUAUAAAAACGUUAAUACGGGAUGAGACACUGAGAAUUGAUUGGUGUUUCAAGACAAAGGGGGUACUCAAGGCAGAGGAUGAAGCUCUGACAAGGGAGGUUUGGGCAAUUGAAAGGUGUUAUCGGGAUGUAUACCAGUUUGUGUACCAGCUGGACAUCGCCUACAAGGCUUGCAUGGAGCACUUUGUACUGACAAGGUAUGAAGAGCUGAAGGACAUGAUAAAGGCCUGUAUCACAGAUGAAGUGAUAACAAGAGUAGCCAAUAACCGCGCCAUCAACAGCCCACAGGAGACUGGCAGAUCCACCAACAGCCCACAGAAGACUGGCAGGGCCGUGAGACUGCACACUGCUGCUCAAAGGCUCUAUGAAGCCUCUGCCAGAGAUGAGGUCUCUGGUCUUCACAAAGCUGAGAUAGUCAACGACAUCGAAGAAAAGAAAAAGCGGAAAGAAAAGAUUCAGCUGAAGUUCCUACGAUUGUACAACCGUCUUGUGAAGCUGAAAAACGAUUAUGAGGAAUCAAAACAGCACCUUCCCAUGAACAGAUAUGGCGUAAUGAAGGAAAUGAUCCAACCGUUAAUACAAGAUCAGUGUCUGAGAAUUGGUUCUACAUAAGCAAGGGAGUAGAAGAUGUUUUCCAAAUUUGUAGUUUUAUGUCUUGAUGUUGUUUAUUUGUAACUUUCAAUAUAUGAGGGCAGUUUCAGGAAAGGAGCCAAUUCAUUCCAGCAGUUAUGUUAAACAUUUCAUUCAAAAAUUCUGAUUGGAAGCAGUUAUAUGUGCAGUUUUUAACAACCAACCCUUCCGGGAGGGAGCAAUCGACUGUAAUCUGCCCAUAUCUUUACUAUGGAGUAUGCUGUAUCUUAUGUUGUGUUUUCUUAAUUAUUUUAUAACAUGAAACUAUAAAGAUUAGUUAAUUGUAUUUAGACCUUCUAUAUGGAUUGUAGUCUUUCAUUCACUUAUGUCUUAUUAUGUAGGGUAAAUUGUGGUUGCGCAAUGCUCAUGAAAACCAUCUAAGGCACAUUAAGAAACAGUUGCAAGGUCACAUACCAUUCCUUUUAAGCAAGAAUUGGAUAACAUAUGCAAGUUCCUAUCAAAUGAAAAAUAAUCAGGUUUUAAGGGAUAAAGGUUGAGAAUAAACCGAAAACAUUUCAUGACAAUAAUUUUUUGUCUAUGUUCAGAGGUGUUAUUCGUCCAUGGAUUUUGGGAUUGAAAAAAACAAUCCUUCAAAGUAUUUAAAUGAACCUUGGUAUGUAUGCUAAUUUUAGAAUUAAUUUUCAUGACACUUGGCAUAUGGAACACACUGCUUAACCCUGAUUAGAGUUAAUACCCUUGAUCUAAUAGGAACCCCCCCCCCCCCCCGAUAUUAUUGCAUGUGUGACAUUAUUAUCAUGGGUAUCUGGGCUGUGUUUAAAAAUGGUAUGAGGAAGUUUAAAUGAGGAGGGUUUUUAAUUUGACUGAUACCAAAUGAUUUAAACAUGAAGUAUUCUGUUUUAGUAAGAUUUCUUAUUGACACAUCUGUUGAAACAAACUUGGAUAUGUGCAAGUACUGUGCAAUAGUAUUUGAUGAAUGACAGUGCCACAUCUUUGCCAAUUGUUUUGCAAUAAUAUGUUAUCCUUUCACUGGUAUUGGUAAUGAUUAUAUUGUCUGACAUACAUAUUAAUGUUUAAGUUUGAUUUUCCCCAUGUAUUUACAUAUAUUUACACAGCCUUUUACAUGAUCCAACAAACCUAAAAUUUAGAAUAUGUUUUAUGUAGAAUUACUUGUUACUAAUUAGACUGGUGCUUAAAAUGUUGCCAAACUUAAUACAUGUAAAUAAUAUUGUUGCGGCCUACAGAAAUUUUGCUCAUAGAAUUUUUAUU
This is a messenger RNA of Mya arenaria, 2508 nucleotides long. RefSeq lists its product as uncharacterized. The coding region runs from base 154 to 1263 and encodes 369 amino acids. The record is from RefSeq and is a predicted model, not a curated record. NCBI's taxonomy places the organism in Eukaryota, Metazoa, Mollusca, Bivalvia, Myida, Myidae. The transcript is spliced from 7 exons.